AUGGACCGUCCUACUCCCAGAAUCAACGCUAAGCUUUUGGACCAGUUCGUUGGACGUACUGUUCGCGUUGUCGGAAAGGUUAUUUCCGUCCAAGGAAGAAGUGCGACGAUUGACUCGAACGGGACUGUUAAUAUGCAGCUUACCAUGGACAACAUGCUGGAACCAAAUCAUUUUUACGAGUUUGUUUCAUCUGUAAAGCCAGAUCUUUCUUUGCAACUGCUUACCUACGUGGAUUUCGGCACAGAUAUCGACAUGGACAUCUACGAUAAUGUUGUUGAGCUCUCGCAAGCUCAUAAGUCAAUCUUCUGUGAAUAG
Schizosaccharomyces japonicus yFS275 is the source of this 315-nucleotide messenger RNA. Its product is annotated as DNA replication factor A subunit Ssb3. The transcript has 3 exons. Gene Ontology annotation, cellular component: site of double-strand break; DNA replication factor A complex; nuclear lumen. The record is from RefSeq and is a predicted model, not a curated record. Gene Ontology annotation, molecular function: single-stranded DNA binding; DNA binding. Bases 1 to 315 code for a protein of 104 amino acids. NCBI's taxonomy places the organism in Eukaryota, Fungi, Ascomycota, Schizosaccharomycetes, Schizosaccharomycetales, Schizosaccharomycetaceae. Gene Ontology annotation, biological process: DNA replication; DNA repair; DNA recombination.